Molecule: messenger RNA, 3345 nt
Organism: Symbiodinium sp. CCMP2592
Lineage: Eukaryota; Dinophyceae; Suessiales; Symbiodiniaceae
Source: the annotation of a GenBank genome assembly
AUGGAAACUGCUCGGAUCCGCCGGGAGUUGGCCCGGCUGGGGCAGUUGAAGGGUGUUUCGCCAGCUGUCAGUUCAGGCAAAAGAAGUCGUGUGCCCUCGCAACACACACCUGGAACGACACCUUCUACGAAGACUCCAGAACCGAAGCAUGUGAAGCAGCUGCAGCCAACCCCAUCCGGAAAGAAAACUUUGGAGUUUGAUGCAAGUGCUGGCGAGGAGUCUGGAAGCUCGACGCCGUCCACAUCCGGUGGCCUCGCCAGGGUUCCCACCACUUCUUCCUUGGCUUCUGGUGAUGAGGUGGAGAUUCCAGUGAAGCAGCAGGAUGAAUGGCUGCAUGACAGACAGCCAACGCAUGAGUCCCUGGCCGUGUGUGACAAGGCUGAGGGUGGGGAUGUUAUGUGGCCGGAGUUAGAUGCUGCAGGGAUACCUUUCUCUACGCCCUUGGAUGAUAUCCCAGCCACACAGCCCUUCCUAGAGUGGGAAGACGAUGAGCCAAUGCUAGAUGUACAAGAGAAGGAAGCAGCUCUUCAACAUGUGCUGCAACGGCCAUCGACUGCAGAGUUUGAGAGUAAGCUGGCAGAAGCAAGUGCAGAGGCCGCCCCGACCCCCCUUGAGGGUACAGUGCAACACUUGCUGUUGAAGCCGGGGACAGUAGAUUUUGCUGAGAUGGAGUGUGCAGCGGGAACUGUGCCCCCUGUGCAAGCCGCACAUGUGCAAUCCGCCGCUGCCCAGCCACUGCAAGCUGUGCAAUCCACUGCCCAGUCACCGCAGGCUGUGCAAUCCACUGCCCAGCCACCACAAGCUGUGCAAUCCACUGCCCAGCCACCUGAAGCUGCGCAAUCCCCAGAGCAAGCUGUGCAACCCGCUGCCCAGCCUAAGCAAGGUGUGCAAUCUGCUGCCCAGCCCGUGCAAGGUGUGCAAUCCACUGCCCAGUCCCAGCCUAUGCAAGCUGUGCAAUCCAGUGCUCAGUUCCAGCAAGGUGUGCAAUCCGCUGCCCAGCAUGUUAUGCAAGGUGUGCAAUCCACUGCCCAGUCAGGGCACGCUGUGCAAUCCGCUGAAGGUGUGCAAUCCGCUGCCCAGCCUAUGCAAGCUCUGCAGUCCACUGCCCAGCCCAUUCCUAUGCAAGCUGUGCAAUCCGCGGCCCAGCCUAUGCAAGCUGUGCAAUCCACUGUGCAAGGUGUGCAAUCCGCUGCCCAGCCUUUGCAAGGUGUGCAAUCCACUGCACAAGGUGUGCAAUCCGCUGCCCAGCCUAUGCAAGUUUUGCAAUCCACUGCCAAGUCCAUUCCUGUGCAAUCCGCUGCCCAGCCUGUGCAAGCUGUGCAAUCCACUGUGCAAGGUGUGCAAUCCGCUGCCCAGCCUAUGCAAGGUGUGCAAUCCACUACGCAAGUGCUGUCGGAGCCCACUCUCAUGCACCGUGUGCAAUCCAGUCCCCAGCUGCAGACAGCGCCAGCCGUGCAAUCCCUCAUGCCACCCCCGCCGGUUCCGGUAAAGGUGGAGUCUCAGGGUGCUGCGCAACCACCCCUGACCCCAGCCGUGACCCGUGACCUUCCCCGUGCUUCCAGUGAGACAGAUCUAGAGUGGUCAAACUGGUUGAAUGAUGCGGGGCAGCAGGAUGCAGAAGCCAAAGCAAAGGAGGAGAAGCGCCAGGUCAAGAAUGCCUAUAUGCGCAUGACACGAAGUUUCGGCAAUACAAGGUGUCCCGCCGUGAUUGUGCAGAAGUACAAUGCCGCCAAAGGCGAUCGCCGCAAAAUGCACGAACUGUUCGAGGAGUUCAUCAGCUCCAAGGAGGAUUGGGCUCGAUCAACGAUUGUGACGAGUUUGGUUACGGCGACAAGCACGCAACGACGUGGUCGCUACGAGUGGAAGCGCAAACAGGACAUCAUGGCCAUGUAUGACAACGACGAAGCAAUCGUCAACGAGCUGAUCCGGAUCAAGGAGUCGCAAGGCUUGACGCGCAAGCAUCCUGAGUUUCCGAACAAUGAGGCUAUGAAGCUUUACAAGGUAUGGGUUGCUUUCAGAGAAGAUGAUGUGGACACGGAGACCAGGACGACCGAGAUCAGAUGUGAGGGCGAGGUUGACAAUACCGAGGUGGCUUUCGAGGUGCCGUCGGCUUCGACGGCCGGGGCCGAUGCUGCUGCAGGUCACCUGCCACCUCCACCCAAACCAAAGGAAAAGACCAAAGUUAAGAAGGAGAAGUCUGCAGUGCAACAGGCCAAGCAGGCCAACACAACAGCAAAUGAUUUGCUCUUGGAGAUCAGUGGCUAUGAUCAUCGCCUCAAGGUCCAGAAAGUGUCGGAAGGCCUUCGCCAUGCGUUUGUGAAUGACAUGAAGCUUCACGGUGCAAAGAUCACACGCUCCAAGGAGAAGCUUGAGGCCGCCUUGACGACCGGGACUACCAAUGAUGAUCUCCUUGUGCUGGUGAAGGAGAUGGAUGUGAUAAUCAAACACUAUCGUGAUGCCUCGAAGCAUAUCCGGAGUUUGUGUGUGGAGCCGGCAGCCAAGAAGCAGCCGAAGGGGAAAGCAGCGACUUCAUGUGCUGAGCUGCAGCGAGCAGCCGCAGCAAUGGUGGCCGAAGCGGGAGAAGACCAUGUUUCCGAAUGGACGAGGAAAAUGUCGAGGAUUGGCUGCAGUGGUAAAUACCCAGGCAAUUGUGAAAGGGAUCUGUUCCGAGCGCUGCAACUUCCAAUCGCUCUUUACUAUGUGGACAUCCCGAUCUUAGACCCCAGCGAUCGAAAAACUACCCGAAACAUGCAGCUACCUGUGAUUCUGCCACACUUGACUGUGGAAUACCUACUGCACACUCGGAAAGUGGUGGUUUGUCAAGCUGAUGUUGAAGAAUACUGGAGGCAUUUACAGGGUGCCAAAGUGCAGUGGGCACUGGAUCAUCCAGGUGCUUUUUCCUGUGUCCCGCUGGGGAUUUACGGCGACGAGGGGCAAAUCAGCAAAUCUGGAGACAAGGUUAUGGUGAUUACUUUCAAUUUUGUCUUGGACAACAGGGCUGGCGACGGUGUCAUCCACCGCUUCCCCAUUGCUACUUUACGUGAAUGGUGUUCACUUGGAAUGAGGUCAAUGCAUCCUUUGAGCCAAGUGAUGGCUUGGAGCUUUAAUGCAUUGUAUACGGGCAAACACCCGUCCGUUGACUUCAGUGGUCAAGACACUCUGCCGGCAUGGAUGAAAGCUAAAGCUGGACAAGACCUCCCAGGACGCUUCUGUGUCACGGAGAGUAGAGGAGACUGGAAGUGGCAGAAGCAGUGGUACAGCUUGAAGUACUUCUGGGUCACACUUAUAUCUGCCACUGCUGUGAUGCAUCGAUCAAGGGCAACACGAACUGGAGCACAGACCUGA